AUGUUAACUAUCGUCGAAGAGGAAAUUGUUGCUUGCAACAAACUGCUAGAUGAGGUAAUAAAUCAGAGAAAUAAGACCGAAAAGGCAAAUAAAGACUUUAGAGAUAUCCAGGCAGAAGUUGAAAAUAAGCGACAAUUUUCCAGAGAGUUACUUAAGAAAGAACAGAUCAUAAGUCGGCAAAAGCAAAGUCUAGAAGAGAGAACUCAACGCUUAAGGGAAAAACAUAAGCAAAGAAUGUCUGAGGCUGAAAAGAAAUAUACCGCCCUACAGGCUGAGUAUGAACAAAUUCUUGAAGAACGCAAAGAAAUCGAAAAGAAAGCCGCUGACGAAAAGACUAUAUAUAAUGAAACACUCACAAAGUGUGCGGAUUUGGUUCAAGCAUGGAAUAAAGAAAAAUCCGAAAUUGAAUCCGAAUAUAAGGCCAUGAAGGAUAGAAUUGAAGGAUACCACCAAGAAAUUAGACUUACAUUGGAGGUUCAAAAGAUUCAUUUAGUUCGCCAAUAUAAAUGUACUGAGUAA
Messenger RNA from Acaulospora morrowiae, 519 nucleotides. NCBI's taxonomy places the organism in Eukaryota, Fungi, Glomeromycota, Glomeromycetes, Diversisporales, Acaulosporaceae. The record is from the annotation of a GenBank genome assembly.